Molecule: messenger RNA, 1108 nt
Organism: Amphimedon queenslandica
Lineage: Eukaryota; Metazoa; Porifera; Demospongiae; Haplosclerida; Niphatidae
Product: maspardin-like
Exons: 8
Coding region: 72-1010 (312 amino acids)
Source: RefSeq, a predicted model, not a curated record
GAGCUAAGUAGGCGUGGCUCCCCAUUCUGAGGGUGUUAUUGUGAUAAUUUGGAGGGAGAGACAGAGAGAGAAUGAUGGCUCUUCCCGCUGAUCCAGACCCCAUUACUGCUAGCGAGGACUAUGCUCAAUUCAGGAGCACCAUACCUCAGAGAAAAGUGGUGGUCGAUAGAUCCAGUAUGACCUGGGUAUUAUAUGAUGCUGGUCCACGGCACAUUAAGAGUCCGUUGGUUUGUCUACCUCCGGUCUGUGGGUCGGCCGACGUCUUCUUUAAACAACUCAUGCACCUUUCGGCUAAAGGAUACCGUGUAAUAUCUGUUGAGUAUCCUGUCUACUGGAGUGUCGAUGAGUUCUGUGAGGGUUUUUUAAAACUAAUAGAUCACCUUGAGCUAACUAAAAUACACAUUCUGGGUGCUUCUUUGGGAGCUUUUGUUGCUCAGAAGAUGGCGGAAAAGACAGAGAAGAGUCCCAGGGUAGCGUCCAUAUUUAUAUGUAACGGGUUCAUUGAUACCACGGCCUUUAAACAAACCGGGAGUGCGAAAGCUUUUUGGUUGAUGCCAGCCUUUAUGCUAAAGAGACAGAUACUGGUCAACCUACCGAGUGAGAAAUUAGAAAUGGACGUGGCCAAUUCAAUAGACUUUAUGGUUGAAAGAUUGGAUAUUCUCUCAAAGGAUCAACUAGCCUCAAGACUAACGAUGAAUUGUGCCGCUAAUUACGUGGAGCCUCAGAGACUAAAAGAUGUCUACAUCACAAUAAUGGACGUAUUUGAUGAGUCAGCAUUAUCGACGAGAUGUAAAGAAGAGAUGUAUAAGUGUUACCCUGACGCUAAAAGAGCUCAUCUUAAAACUGGAGGGAAUUUCCCUUAUCUGUCAAGAAGUGAUGAAGUCAAUACUCAUUUAGAAAUUCAUCUACUGCCAUUCCAAGGCACCAGGUAUUGCGUGAAAGAUCCUGAACUAGUUGAUCCAGAAGAGAUUAAAGCAGCUCGAGGAGAAAUAGAGUUACCCACCACCUGAUAGAGAGAGACUAGUUUAGUCUUAGGAGAAUGUUUUCAUUGUUUGUAUUACGCUGUUGAGACUGAGUUAUUCUUUUAUAAUUCAAAAUAAUAUUUUAA